Molecule: messenger RNA, 417 nt
Organism: Glossina fuscipes
Lineage: Eukaryota; Metazoa; Arthropoda; Insecta; Diptera; Glossinidae
Product: suppressor of hairless protein-like
Exons: 4
Coding region: 1-417 (138 amino acids)
Biological process (GO): regulation of transcription by RNA polymerase II
Molecular function (GO): DNA-binding transcription activator activity, RNA polymerase II-specific; RNA polymerase II cis-regulatory region sequence-specific DNA binding
Source: RefSeq, a predicted model, not a curated record
AUGGCUUUGCCACGUUUAAUAAUACGUAAAGUGGAUAAACAAAUGGCUUUGUUAGAGGCAGACGAUCCCGUUUCCCAAUUGCAUAAGUGUGUAAAAAUAAUACAAUUUCAAGCGACACCCAGCCCUAAAGAACCCAAUAAGGAAAUGAUUAAUAAGUGUAUUCUAAGGGACAAUGAAGUACCUAUAGUUAAUUCAUUAAAUUUGAAUGGUGGUGGAGAUGUGGCCAUGUUGGAGUUAAGUGGUGACAAUUUUACUCCUCAUUUACAGGUUUGGUUCGGCAAUGUGGAAGCCGAAACUAUGUAUCGCUGUACGGAAGUCCUCCUGUGUGUGGUCCCUGAGAUAUCGCAAUUUCGGGAGGUAUGGUUAUGGGUGCGUCAACCUAUCCAGGGAGUAGACUGUCUUAUACGUAAGAUAUAG